Messenger RNA from Erythranthe guttata (spotted monkey flower), 2442 nucleotides. RefSeq names its product mitogen-activated protein kinase kinase kinase 5. Gene Ontology annotation, cellular component: cytoplasm. NCBI's taxonomy places the organism in Eukaryota, Viridiplantae, Streptophyta, Magnoliopsida, Lamiales, Phrymaceae. Gene Ontology annotation, molecular function: ATP binding; MAP kinase kinase kinase activity. The record is from RefSeq and is a predicted model, not a curated record. Gene Ontology annotation, biological process: protein phosphorylation; MAPK cascade.
AUGCAUUGGUGGCAGGGCGCAUUCGCCUCUUCCUCCAAGUCGAAUUCCGACGACGACAGCGUCAUCUCCGGCGACCGAGCUGGCCGGUACUCUGUAAAGCCCGGUUUCUUCUCCUCCCGGCGGUACCGGAGCCUCAUGCGGUCCAGGAAAUUCCGCCCCUUCGCGAAGAACGACGUCGAAUCGUGGCGUUCGGCCAGCUGCCAUUCUCCUCCGGCAAGGUCGCCGUCGCCUCAGCCGCUGCCGAUGCCGGAGCUGCACGUGCUGCUGCGGCGGGACCCUAAAUUCGCCUCCCCCAGUCCCUACAACGUUCCGCUGCCCUCGCCAAAGGCGAUUCGAAAUCAGAGGGGAGAGGAGAGAGAAAGAGACAGAGAGAGAGAAAGGCACACCGCAGAGGCGUUGAGCUCGACCAAUACCAUUGAUGGAUUCGAUGGGCUUAAGAGAUUAAUCGGCCAAAACACGCAUCCAAAAGCAGAACACUCUGAAAAUCGGUCGUAUAGGAAGUCACGCCAGAAGCAAAACACGAAAGAAAGAUCAACCAACAAUUUCACCAUUAAUAUCCCGAUAAGUGCUCCAGCUAGCCCUUAUUCAAGCCCUGCACCAAGUCCCCUGAACGGCGACAUGUUCACACCUCAUUACAUGACUCCCCCAAACAGUGUCUUCCACGUCUGGUCCGCCCCUGAAAUUCCCCACUCCGAUUCGAAUCACGGGUUCGGUUUCUAUUACCAAAUGCCUUGGGAUAGAACUGCAUCGAGCGUUGACAGUUCUCCCCUUCAGAGCCCAGUAGGUUCUUGCCCAAUUACAAGAAUACCCUCCGAGACCUCAUUGGCACGAAGGGAGAAUAGUCCUCAUGCCACAGUACAUCCUCUGCCUCUUCCUCCAGGGGCAGGAAUGUCUUUACAGUCCACUCCGGUAUCCCCAGUGGCGUCAACGUCUGAUUUUUCACAACCCAAUGUAAUUUCGAGUCUUGCAGUUAAACCUGAAUUGGUGCCGAUUAAAUCUCGGUGGCAAAAAGGAAAGCUCAUCGGUAGGGGCACAUUUGGAAGUGUGUAUGUUGCUUCAAACAGGGAGACUGGAGCCUUGUGUGCGAUGAAGGAAGUCGAUAUUUUACCGGAUGAUUCAAAAUCCGCAGAGAGUAUGAGACAGUUGGAGCAGGAAAUUAAAGUUCUCAGCCGUCUAAAGCAUCCAAAUAUCGUGCAAUAUUACGGAAGUGAGAUUGUUGACGACAAGUUUUAUAUAUAUCUGGAAUACGUGCAUCCUGGUUCGAUCAACAGAUUUAUCCACGAUCACUGUGGAGCUAUUACAGAAUCCGUCGUUCGCAAUUUUACUCGUCAUAUUCUAUGUGGGCUGGCCUAUUUGCACAAAAAGAAUACCAUACACAGGGAUAUCAAAGGUGCUAAUUUACUCGUUGAUGCGUAUGGAGUUGUCAAGCUUGCUGACUUCGGAAUGGCUAAACAUCUGAAUGGGGAAACGGCAAAUCUAUCGUUAAAGGGUAGUCCAUAUUGGCUGGCUCCGGAGUUAUUGCAGUCUGCGAUGCCAAUGGAUGCUAGCCCCGAUCAUGCUUUAGCAGUAGAUAUAUGGAGUUUGGGUUGCACCGUAAUCGAAAUGAUGGAUGGAAAACCUCCUUGGAGCGAAUUCGAAGGGGCAGCAGCAUUGUUUAAGGUUUUAAAGGAGACACCACCAAUACCCGAAACACUGUCGGAAGAUGGCAAGGAUUUCUUACAAUGUUGCUUCCGUAGAAACCCUGCAGAAAGGCCGACAGCUAGCAAGUUGUUACGCCAUCGUUUUGUGAAUUACUCGCAGAAGAGCACCGAUGCCUGCAUGCAGUCACUUAAAGAGAUAAGACUGACAGUGUGAACUCGAUAAAAUUGGCAUUUAUUCGAGUGAUUCUUUUCUCGGUGGUGAUAAAAACCAAACAAAGCUUGGAAUAUCGUCCGAAUAGCAGUGGCGAAGCCAGCACAGGAACUAGGGGGGCCAUGGCCCCCCUCCCUCGAAAACCUACUUUGUACAAGAGGCAGAAAAUAGAGCUGCAACAAUACGAUGCAUUCGAGAAGAAGAAGAGACCGUUUGGCGACGGUGGUUCUUUCUUUUUCGCAUACUAAUUGAGAAAUCGAGUUAACUCGUACAAGUCUAAUUAAAUGCAUCGAUCCGGUGUAGUUAUUUGGGUUUUAGGAAGCUUUAGGUUGUGUACAUGAGAUACUUACCAACCCAAAGUGUACAGCAUGAAAGAUGGCGGUUUCAAGAGCAGCAACCGUCGGAUGAUGAUGAUGAACUUUCGUCUCGAAAAAUCAUUUUCAGACUAGGCGGCGCACCAAUAUUUAAUUUUUAUAUAUAAUCCAAUGGAUAAAUAGCAUAUUUUUUUUUUUAAUUAUACCUUCUUUGUGGAUCUAUGCCAUGUUCCAAAACAUUUCCCCAAAAUGAAUAAGAGAUACUUUUUGUGUUUCA